AGCCCUUGCAAAAGCUUAGAAAAAUUCCAAGCCUUCAGAGGCUUUUGCCGAGCCCCACUACGAAAGCAAAGCGAGACCGAGAGCAAACCCCCACUCUGCCCCCAACCCAACCUCUCCUCCGAUUCCCCACAAUGGUGCCCGAGGUGUCGCCGUCGCGGUCGCCGCCGCGCGCAGCCGGCGGGGUCCUCGAGGAUAACCCGCCACCGCUGCCGCCGCCGAUGCAGCAGCAGCAGCAGCGCGCGGGGGGUGAAGUGGCUGAUGAGGAGGCCUCGCCGCCGCAGCCGCCUCAAUCCGCCUCCGUCGUCGUCUCCUCCAGCGCCAGCGCCAGCGCCGCCGCCGCCAAGUACGUGCCCCCGCGCGGGGCCGAGCGCGCCGCCAACCCGGCCGGGAGCGACGGCCGGCUGUGGUACUCGUGGAACGGCAGCCGCGCCAAGGACCGCCGCCGCGCUCAGCAUCAGCAGCCGCCCCCGAGGCAGUAUGAGCAGUAUCAGCAGCCGCCGCCGCCCCCGAGGCAGCAGCCGCAACCGGUGUCGCAGCCGUGGGCCCCGCCGGAGCCGAAGCCGAAGCCGCGGCCGCCGCUGCCGUCGCCGUCGCCUGAGAUGCCGCCGCCGCAGCGGGACGCGCCACCGCCGGUGCCCAUGCCGGGCUCGGCGGCUAGGUCCGCCGAACGGGACCGCAGGGGCGUGACCGAAAUCAUGUCGAGGAAACGCCGUACGGCGUCCCUGCAGCGCGCUGCGCUGGUGGCGCGUGCUGUGGCAGCGGGGCUCUGCCUGGCGGCGCUCGCCGUGCUCGCCGCCGACAGCCGCAAGGGCUGGGCACUCGACUCCUACAGCAACUACACCCAGCUACGGUACUCGGAGGCGGUGAACGUGAUCGGAUUCGUGUACUCGGUGUUCCAGUUCUUCGCGCUGGCGGCGUUUUUGAGCAGGAAAAGGCCUUUGAUUCCCCGGCCCAAGGGCGAUUACUUCGACUUCACCAUGGAUCAGGUGCUCGCAUACCUCCUGAUAUCGUCGUCAUCCUCAGCAACUGCUCGAGUAAGCGAUUGGAUCGACAACUGGGGGAGCGAUCCUUUCCCGAACAUGGCGAACAGCUCCAUUGUCAUAUCUUUCCUGGCAUUCGUGGUUUUUGCCAUCAACUCCCUCAUCUCUGCCUACAAUCUCUUCCGCCGAGAUCUGUAGCUGCAUAUACCAAUAAUCUGUUAUUAAUUUUUCAUUUCUGCACAUAGUUUCCAGUGCAGAUAUUGUUGUGUUGUAGUACAUGUAUAUGAGUUAAUGACAAUGGUUGUCUGAGUUCUUGACUUCUAGUAAUGUUAUAUCCCUACAUGAACUUGAGUUUCUGCGCCCAUAGCAGCUGCUGUAUGUUACUGUGAUGCGUUCCCCAUCUGUUCAAGAAUAUACUCCCUCCAUUUCACAAA
Messenger RNA from Brachypodium distachyon (stiff brome), 1414 nucleotides. Its product is annotated as CASP-like protein 4A2. Bases 132 to 1178 code for a protein of 348 amino acids. The transcript is spliced from 3 exons. Gene Ontology annotation, cellular component: membrane. Lineage: Eukaryota; Viridiplantae; Streptophyta; Magnoliopsida; Poales; Poaceae. The record is from RefSeq and is a predicted model, not a curated record.